AGGUUAAUUAAUUUCUUCUAGAAAAAAACACUGCAUUGAAUAUUCCUUCUUCAACACUCACAACACACCAAGUGUACAAAUGCACAAAACCACCUCCUCCUUGUGAAGAAAAAGUAGAGAUACAGAAAUCAAAUGGGUAGCUCAGAAGAAGAAAAACUGAUUCAGAUGGUUAGAGACUUCAUUGAAUUAGACCCUUCCUCUCCCAUUUCCCCAACUUCUUUCAAACCCAUCCAAUUUCAUCAUCAACCCACUCACCUCAUCAGUUUACAGGACAUUCUUGGGAGGGUCACAGAUGGUGAGAUAGAGAUUCUUGAGAAAAUCUUAUUGUACUUGAAAGAUAUGGAACACACAGAGCAGACCAACAACAAUAAUAUAAAGGAAUGGAUUGUCUUGAAAUUGAAAAUGGAUUCUUAUGAAGCUUCCCUCUGUAAAACCACUUGGGUUACUACUUUUGGUCGCCCUUCAGUGUUCCAAUUUACAGGUGAUUACGAGUAUAUUGAUGUGAUGAUGAAGGACGAUAGACGUCGGAGUGAUGAAACAGUGAGGUUGAUUGUGGACAUGGAUUUCAAGUCCCAGUUCGAAUUGGCGAGGCCAACAUCAACCUACUCAGAGCUCUCAAAUGCUCUGCCAUCAAUAUUUGUUGGGACCGAGGAGAAGCUCAACAACAUCAUCUCUCUGCUCUGCUCCGCCGCAAAGCAAUCACUGAAGGAGAGAGGUCUCCACAUUCCUCCGUGGAGAAAAGCCAGUUACAUGCACUCCAAGUGGCUCUCCGAGAACUGCAAGAGAGUCUCGGUUUCUGGCUCUCCAAACAGAGAAUUAGUCGUUGGUGUACCUAAAUGUGAACCCAAAAGUGGGACAAGCAUUUGUGGUUCGUCCGAAUUCGGGAAAUGGGUGAUGGUUGUGAAGCCUUGAGAGAGACAGAGAGAGGGUUUUUCAGUUUUGGUGGUGAGUCUGGCUUGUUGUCUAUCCAAUUUUGUGAUAUGAGUAUCCAAGUGCUGCCAAAUUCAGUUGAGUUGGGAGGUCUCUUCCUCAAGUUUUGAUCCUUCUGCCUAUGCAAUCAUACCUUUGUUUUUUUUUUUGGUAGUUUGGCAGGGAGAUCGAUGAUACAAAAGAGAUAUUGUAUACCCAGUAUUGUUGAUUACUAGUCCUAUGUUGUUGCGGUGUUAUGUUAACCAUACUCGAUAAUAUGAAAUUGAGGCGUAUUUUAUUUGAA
Molecule: messenger RNA, 1213 nt
Organism: Cornus florida
Lineage: Eukaryota; Viridiplantae; Streptophyta; Magnoliopsida; Cornales; Cornaceae
Exons: 3
Coding region: 133-912 (259 amino acids)
Source: RefSeq, a predicted model, not a curated record